Aphidius gifuensis is the source of this 3043-nucleotide messenger RNA. RefSeq names its product alanine--tRNA ligase, mitochondrial (gene AlaRS-m). NCBI's taxonomy places the organism in Eukaryota, Metazoa, Arthropoda, Insecta, Hymenoptera, Braconidae. Gene Ontology annotation, biological process: alanyl-tRNA aminoacylation; tRNA modification. The record is from RefSeq and is a predicted model, not a curated record. Gene Ontology annotation, molecular function: amino acid binding; aminoacyl-tRNA deacylase activity; ATP binding. Gene Ontology annotation, cellular component: mitochondrion; cytoplasm. The transcript is spliced from 5 exons. The coding region runs from base 1 to 2925 and encodes 974 amino acids.
AUGUUACGAAUAAAUAAUUCAAAAAAUUUACAAACAAUUUAUAAAAUAAACAAAAAAACAUUUAGAAAUUUUCAUAAAAUACAGUUAAAAAAUACAACAAAUGAUUUAUCAAUAAAAUCAUCAAAAAUAAUAAGAAAUGAUUUUAUAAAUUUUUUUAAAAAUCAUAAUCACAAAUAUGUUCGUUCAAGUAAAGUUGUACCACUUUGUGAUCCAUCAGUGUCAUUUAUAAAUGCAGGAAUGAAUCAAUUUAAAGGAAUAUUUUUAAAUAAUCAUCUUCCACCAGCAAAUAGAGUAACAAAUUCACAAAAAUGUAUUAGAGUUGGUGGUAAACAUAAUGAUUUAAAUGAAGUAGGUCAUGAUUCAUAUCAUCAUACAUUUUUUGAAAUGCUUGGCAAUUGGUCAUUCAAUGAUUACAAAAAAUUUGAAGCUUGUACAUAUGCCUGGAAUUUAUUGACAAAUACAUUUGGUAUUAAUAAAAAUCGUUUGUAUGUAACAUAUUUUAAAGGUGAUGAAUAUCUUAAUUUACAACCAGAUUAUGAAACAAAAGAAAUAUGGAAAAGUAUUGGUGUUAAUGAUGAUAGAAUUAUUCCAUUUGGUCUUAGAGAUAAUUUUUGGGAAAUGGGAUUAUCUGGACCAUGUGGUCCCUGUACUGAAAUUCAUAUUGAUCAUAAUAAUUCAUCAGACAAUCAAGCAUUCAAAGUUAAUCAAGGUCACUCAGAUUUAACUGAACUAUGGAAUAUUGUAUUUAUUGAUCAUCAACGACUCCAAGAUGGCACAAUAACACCACUUGAUACUCAACACAUUGAUACAGGAAUGGGUUUUGAGAGACUUGUUGCAAUACUUCAAAAUAAAAAUUCAAAUUAUGAUACUGAUUUGUUUCAACCACUAUUUGAUGCAAUACAAAAACAAUCAGGUUGUAUAAAUUAUCAGGGUAAAUUUGGUGAGCUUGAUAUUGGUGGUAUUGAUACUGCAUAUAGAAUUGUCAGUGAUCAUGCUAGAAUGAUAACUGUUGCAUUGGCUGAUGGAGUUGUACCAGAAGAAAAUUAUAAAUUAAGAAGAGUCUUAAGAAAAGCUACUAGUAUUGGUAUUGAAAUUUUUCAUUGUGAUAGUUUACUUAAUGAAUUGAGUUAUCAUGUUGCAGAAAAUCUUGGUGAUGUUUAUCCUGAAAUAAAAAAAAAUAUAACACAGGUACAAAAAAUAAUUGAUCAUGAAAAAGAACUUUUAAUUGCAUUGAGAAAAACAUCUGGUAAAGAGUGGCAAAAAAUUGUAAAAAAUCGUCCAAUAUUAAAAACAAUUAGUGAACAAUAUGCUCCUGGACUUGUACCGGGUUAUAAACUUUUACAAUCUGAAAUUUUAAAUAAUAAAAUUAAUAAAAUAUCAGGUGAAUUGGCAUUUAUACUUUAUGAUAGACAUGGUCUUGAUUUGGAGACAACAAGUGAGCUUGCUAAAGUUGAAGGUCUUGCUGUUGAUGUCAAUGAGUAUCACAAUUAUAUGGAAAAGGUUAAAGUGCGUUCAAGAAUUGGUCUAACACAAGUUGAUGAAUCAUUUAUAUCUCAAGAGACUUUGAGUGUUUUAAAAUCUCGUGUUGAACCGACUGAUGAUUCUCACAAAUAUAAUUAUAGCUUUGAAAAUAAUCAGCAUCAAUUUCCAAGGCUAGAAACAAAAAUUACUGGAAUUAUUGUUAAUGGUAAUUUAAUUGAAGGAAAUUCAUUGCAAUUGGAAAAACAAAAUUUAAAAAAUCUUCAUGUUGGUAUUGUGUUAGAAAAAACAUCAAUGUAUGCACCAGAAGGUGGACAACAAUCAGACUGUGGUAAAAUUCAAAUUAAAAAUAUUUCUAUUGACAUUAAAAAAGUUAUAAAAAUUCAAGAUAUUGUAAUCCACUUUGGCAGUAUUGAUCCAUCAUCUUUGAUUGAUGAAAAAGAAACAUUAAACAUUGGAGACAAUGCAAUAGUUAAUUUAAAUGAAGAAAAAAGAGUUGGUUUGAUGAGACAUCAUACUGCAACUCAUUUACUAAAUGCAGCACUGAGAAAAAUAUAUCCAGCAAUUGCACAACGUGGUAGUGUUGUCAAGGAUGAACAUUUAGUAUUUAUCUUCAAUGGAUUUGGUAUUAAAAUAACCCAAAAUGACGUUGAAUUAUUAGAAAAAAUUAUCAAUGAUGCUAUUAAUUCUAGACUUUCUAUUGUCACCAAAGAAAUAAAUGGAAUUGAGUUGAUGGGAGAUAUGGAUUUAACACUUGUUCCUGGAGAAAAUUAUCCAUCUAAUGGUAUAAGAAUUGUUGAAAUUGAAGGACCAGAACUCAAGUCUAGAGAAGCUUGCUGUGGAACACAUCUACUUAACACAAGUGCUCUUGAAUAUUUUAAAAUAACAGAAGUAAAUACAAAAGGUCCAUCAAGUAGAAUAAUAAAAGCUGUUGCUGGAUCAAAAGCAAAAGAUCUCAAAUCAGCAUCGAAUAAUCUUCAAAAAUCAUUUAUGAAUUCUGAAAAUUUAAAAUCACAUAAUACAAGAGAAAUGGUUAAAGCAUUUAUUCAUUUAGAAAUGGAAAAUGCUAUUAAAACAAACAAAGAUCCAUAUCUUGUUCAUUGUAUUAAAUUAAAUAAUAUGGAAGUUGAAAGUAUUCCUCUGCAAAUUGCAAUUGAUUAUUCAAUAAAUUCACCAGUAUUUUUAAUUGUUAAAAAUAACAGAAAACUUAAAGCUAGAUGUUUUGUACCAAAGGAAUUUAUAACAGAUAAAUUUAAUGCUAAAUUAUGGAUGGAACAUGUUAGUCCAAUAAUAAAAUCAAAAAUUGGAUCAUUUAAUGAUGAAAAUCCUCUUGAAAUAAGUCACACAAGAGUUGUUAAAUUAUCACGUGAAGAACUUGAUGAUUUAUCAAAAAAAGCAAUUGAAAAAGCUCAAUAUUUUGUGUCAAAUAAUUUUGUAAAAAUAUAAUCAGAAUGUUUUGAGUGCUUGCCACUGGGCUGUAUGAAGAAGAAUAUGUUCUCGUUUACUUUUCAUAAAAUCAACAGCUUCUGAAGGUGUCCAGCCAUGUUUCUAAAUGAAUAAAAAU